Messenger RNA from Lolium perenne, 636 nucleotides. NCBI's taxonomy places the organism in Eukaryota, Viridiplantae, Streptophyta, Magnoliopsida, Poales, Poaceae. The record is from RefSeq and is a predicted model, not a curated record.
AUGCGGCAGGCCCCGCCGCGCCAGCCUCUCACCCGCGGACAGAGCGAGCGAGAGAGAGAGAGAGAGCGGACGGAGCCCCGCGGAGAGCUCGAGGUGAGAAACCCAAUCCCGCCGCCGCCGCGCCGGCGUCGGCGUCCGGCCAGCCCGCCCACCUCCACGUCGGCCAUGGCAUCACCGCCGUCUCCCCCCACCCCCACCCACCCCCUAUCCCCUUCUCCUUCCCCGGAGGCCAGCCCGCGUGGCCGCAGCGACCGGUGGCGCAGGGGGCGCGGCUCCGAUUCGGAGGAUACCCCAAGGUCCUACCGGGAUGCGCUCGCCGGCGAGCGUGCAGCGGCGCGCGCGGAGGUGCCGGAGUCGUCCAGGGCGAGGGAGAUGCGGUCCAUGGUCUGCCGCGAAGAGGAAAGCUUGGCCUUUGACGAGCUGGACGACGCCGAUGAUCCGCUCGAGGAGGAAGAUGACGAUGCGCCAUGGGAGGAGCCCUCCCAUGUCACCCGCAAGCGCGCCAGGGGUCGCCGCGGCGGGAGGAAGGUGGCAGCGAGGGCGGCGCAUACUGGGCGUGUCGCCGUCGCCUAUGAUGAUUUCCAAGGGCUGUGCUUGCUCUGCACGCGUCCAGGCCACCGCGCCGCCGCCUGGUAA